CCCUCGUCGAGAUAGUAAUACUCCGGUGUUCGGCGGUGGUGGUUCGACAAAAAACGCAGCAUCAGACGCUGUCACGUGUUUCCUUCAGCGCACAGGAGAUUCAACAACUUCUCCAUGUGUCGUUUACUACUGGUAACUGCAUUUACUUACGCGGUUAGUGUGGUCUCAAGCCGAGGAAUUGCGCCGCUGGAAGGACCCCUUUGGUCCUCUAAUCUAGCACAAGACAUUACGUCACAGGAUGAUCAGCUACAGUUUUUACCGGAAAUAUUCGAGCAACGAUAUUCGCCUCAGGAGAUCUACAACCCAGACGAGGAUUACAACAUAAUUCAGCGAGGUCCGCCGAACAGCAAACGUGCCCUGUCCAUGUUCUCCCGCUGGAAGUUCAUCGACGACAUCGGAAAAGAACGGACCCCCAUCAGGAGCAAAGCCUACUAUCCGGAGGUCGAGGGGAUCAACAAUCAAGUAAGAAGUAAAAUGCUGGGACAGCCGCUGAGGUGGGGCUAAAAUUGAUGCUACGAAAGAAUUAUUUAAAAUAAAAUACAAAGACAACAGCGAUAAUGGCGACUCGAGUUAUUUAGAACAUUGUGAAAGUAUCUUCUAGUUUAGUAAUACCUAUUUAACUAUAUAACUAUUACAUAUGCAUCUUAAAAUUACUAAAUUAAACUUAUAUGUAUAGUACAUUUACCUCAUAGAUUAGAUAUAAAUUUGUUCCACUUAUUAUAAUAAAUAAUUAAUAAUUACUUUCUUUAAUUUCAAAAAAUAUAUCAAUCAAGCAUACUAAUAAUUUAGUUUAUAUUCAUUUCCAAAUCAUCACACACAAAUCUUCCAGAGUAUGUACGAUAAAUUUUAUAUUUACUCUGAUAUAAGUAAAUAUGACUGAAACAUUAAUAUUGUAAAAGGACAAUGAAUUAACCCUAUUUCGAAAUUGAAAUUUUCGUAAUUUUUUAAUUAUUAUUAUUUUUAUUUUAGAUCAUAUUAUUUAUAAAUAUUUCAGAUUGAUAAAAUAAUGAAAACUUACUUAGUACCAAUCACAUAAUAAAUAUGACAAUUACUUACUAAAUAUUUUAAUAAUUUUUCACUAUCCUUAUCAAUAUUCGUACUUAAAUUAUGUUUAAAAAAACACGUUUUAAAAUAACAGUAAAAGUAUUUUAGUUACUUAAAAUUAUACUUCAAAUAAAAUACAGAAAUAAGUUAUACUUCAAAAUUAUCAUAACAAAUUCGAAUCAACAUUUGGUAAAUUGUUUAGAUCAAUUAGGCCUAAUGUUUUCUAAAACGGCUCUAAUUUUUUACACCUUUCACGAUGAUCUAAAACGGAACGUCCGAAAAUCGUCUAUAUAAAAGACUGUGUGAAUCUAAAAUAUAAUUUAAUGUAAAAUAUAUCUUAUGCAAUAAACAAAAAUAUGUACGCCUGUGUAUGUUUAAUUUGUGUUAUGUAAAAUAUACAAUUCUGUAUCUAUUAAAUGUUAUA
This is a messenger RNA of Aethina tumida (small hive beetle), 1468 nucleotides long. RefSeq lists its product as uncharacterized. The record is from RefSeq and is a predicted model, not a curated record. Bases 115 to 504 code for a protein of 129 amino acids. Lineage: Eukaryota; Metazoa; Arthropoda; Insecta; Coleoptera; Nitidulidae. The transcript has 3 exons.